AAAGAAGAGGCAGGUGCAGUCGCUGCUGGACGGGAAGUACAUAGUCCUACAUCUAAACAAUACUGGACUGAUUUUAUCUGACGUUGUAGAACCCACAAAUUAAAUUCUGAGUCCUUACAAGGAAACAUGAUGGUGGGAGCCACCAUAUCUCUAACAGCUUAGAACCUCCAAGUCUGAAUAUCAGCUGUCCUCAUACGGCUGCACCUUACGUUAAGGGAAGCAGAAUGGAUGAACAGAGAUGCACCUUGCCUCCUUCUCUUAAAAGAGAAGAAGAUUAUAUCCCAUAUCCCAGUGUACAUGAGGUUUUGGGACGUGAGGGGCCAUUUCCUCUUAUUUUACUUCCACAGUUUGGAGGUUACUGGAUUGAAGGGACAAACCAUGAACUGGUCAGUAUUCCAGAGACUGAACAACUGCAGUCCCCAACAGGCAAACUGAAACUAGAAUGUAACGUCACUGCUAAGCUGUAUCGUAAGCAUUUCCUGGGAAAGGAACAUUUUAAUUACUACUGCAUUGACAGUGCAUUGGGGCAGCUCGUAUUCUCAGUUAAGUAUGAUGUCAUAGGAGAUCAGGAACACCUUCGGCUACUUCUAAGGACAAAGUGCAAAACCUAUCAUGAUGUUAUCCCGAUAUCCUGUCUAACAGAAUUCCCCAAUGUAGUUCAGAUGGCAAAGCUUGUAUGUGAAGAGGUUAAUGUGGACCGAUUCUAUCCUGUAUUGUACCCUAAGGCAUCUCGGCUCAUUGUUACUUUUGAUGAACAUGUAAUCAGCAAUAAUUUCAAGUUUGGCGUAAUUUAUCAGAAACAGUCCCAGACAACAGAAGAGGAACUGUUCAGUAAUACUGAAGAAAGUCCUGCCUUUGUAGAGUUUUUGGAAUUAAUAGGACAAAAAGUAGAACUACAAGAUUUUAAAGGGUUCCGUGGGGGUCUUGAUACUACUCAUGGUCAGACAGGAACAGAGUCUGUUUACUGCAACUUUCGAAACAAAGAGAUCAUGUUUCAUGUAUCAACCAAACUACCAUAUACAGAUGGAGACAACCAACAGCUUCAAAGGAAACGACACAUAGGAAAUGAUAUAGUAGCUAUAGUCUUCCAAGAUGACAACACACCCUUCGUUCCAGACAUGAUUGCAUCAAACUUUCUGCAUGCGUACAUCGUGGUUCAAGUGGAAAAUCCUUGUUCUGAAAACACCCUUUACAAGGUAUCUGUCACAGCCCGGGAUGAUGUACCUUUCUUUGGCCCCACACUGCCUGAUCCUGCAAUUUUCAGAAAGGGUCAAGAUUUUCAGGACUUCUUGCUGACAAAACUCAUCAAUGCAGAAUAUGCCUGCUACAAAGCUGAGAAGUUUGCCAAAUUAGAGGAACGUACAAGGGCAGCUUUAUUGGAGACAUUAUAUGAGGAGCUACAUAUGAACAGCCAAUGCAUGAUGGGACUUGGAAGUGAUGAUGAUAAAAUGGAGAAUGGCGGCGGAGGAGGGUUCUUUGAGUCAUUUAAGCGGGUGAUCAGAAGUCGAAGUCAGUCAAUGGAUGCCAUGGGACAUAAGAAACAGAACAUUGUAUCGACAAGUCUUAGUGGAAGCUUCACUAAUAACACCCCUGAAACACCAAAGCUCCCUGGAAUAUCAUUGCUUGUGCCUGGAAAAAGCCCUUGUAAACACGGACGCCGUGGCAGUGCUAUAGGCAUAGGAACCAUAGAAGAGUCCCUGAUCAUUCCUGGUAAAAGUCCGACAAGAAAGAAAUCAGGUCCUUUCAGUUCAAGGAGGAGCAGUGCCAUUGGGAUAGAGAACAUCCAGGAAGUUCAAGAGAAGAGCCCUGUUGGUGCCAGGAAAACUCCAGACAGUGGUCAUGUAUCACAGGAACCAAAGUCGGAGAAUUCAUCCAAUGGCAGCUCUCCAGAAAUGCCUACAACAAAAAACAGAUUAGCAGCUGUUCAGAAAAGUGAAGAUCGAGAUUUUUCACACUCUUCCUCAUCUAGUGCCAGCAGUUUUGCUAGUGUUGUAGAAGAAAACGAAGCUUUAGAUGACUACGACACAGGCAUGGAGAGCCUUUCGUCAUCAGGAACACCACAAAAGCGAGACUCGUUUACCUACAGCACAUGGCUUGAUGACACGACCAGUUCAACCAGUGCCACCAGCAGAGGGAGCUCUCCAGGGCACUCCAAAUGCAAUCAGCCAGAUACAGGCAAGCCUGGAGAAAUGUCUCAUUCAGAUAUCAAAAUCAAGCUUGAAGGAGCUGAGCUGGACAAGUCAAACUCGAAUUGCUAGCCUCCACUAUCCUGCGUCUUCAUGGAUAUUUAUUCUUAACAGAACUCUGUGAAGAAACACAAACUGAAGGAGCUGAGAAAGAACUAGCUAUGCAGAUCCACAGAGGAUGACAAUCCAAAGAGUCACAGAGCAACUAGAUGAAACACAGUUUCUGCCAAUGUAGGAGCAAAAGCAUUCAUGUGGAACAAAAGCUUUGGAUAUGAUGCCCUCUGAAUCUGUAGCUGAUUGAUUUGUUUGCAGAAGGAAUUGAACAGGUGUAAAUACAGAUAUGUACAAAUGGUGCCAUGGGUCCUGAACUGAAAUGUCUCUACCAGCCAUACCCAAAGAAGUUACUGUGUGUAAGCAACAUCAAUUUGCCUUGGGGUCUAAUUAUAAUGGUUGUUUGCAUCUUUCUUUGCUCACUGACGUAUGGUGUUACAAAUUCAGAGGCUUAUCUUUAUCAUUUCUUCCAUUCAAGGUUCAUAUUUCUAGGUCCUUAAGAGGCUGUUGAUCUGUGAGGAUCUUAAGAAGCCUAGUCUUACAUUUCCAUGUUAGUCGAUUGAGUGUUUGAUAUCACAACUGCACAAUAUCACUAUAUAAAAGCAUCCUAAAAUAAUGGGAAUAAUUAGUGAAAUCUUAAUAUAACUUACCCAUAAAACAAAAUGUUUGUUAGAUAUUAUCUCUGCUCAGGCAGGCAGUGCAAGGAAUUCUGGCAAAUGGCUUCCAAUACAAUAUUUAACAGAAAAUUCAGUGUGAAGAAGGAUUUUAGUGCAUAUAAGAUAUACAUUUUGGUGGGAAGGUGACAUACAAUGACAGUGUGUUAAGCCAUUGUUAACCAUAGCAGCCUGUUUAAAAAAUGGGUCUGUAUCACUUCAGCAAACAGUCUAUUUAUCGAAUCUCUAUUCAUUGAACUCACUUUAUUGAAAGCUCAAUUCAACGAAUGAUCAUGUCGGCAAAUUUUCUCACAGGGAAAGGAAGGAGUUGGCCAUCUUCAGGAAUUUGCCCUUUUCCUCACUGUAGUGUGAUCUCGGAGUUGGUAUAUUUAGUUAGGGAGUAUGGGGGAUAACCCCCCCCCCCCUUUGCUGAGUAUAAAAUUUUGUAGUGUUUGGUACAGUUGCUUGCUGGCCCACUAGUUUCUUUCCUUGUGAGAAAAUGUUCUGAAAUUAUUUUUUGUUAAAGUGAGCUUUCCCCUAAACUGAGUCUGAUGAAUAAGGAUUCAAUAAAUAGACUCUUUGACGAAGUGAUAUAGACCCCUAGAAAACACCUGUUUAACAUCACCAUAGUGAAGGUUAGAAUGUCUUGAGACUUUAAAGUGUACCUAGGCUUUUGCGGUAGCUUGACAUUGGAUUAGAUUCUAUAGAAAUGUUAUAUUGCUUAUCUGACACCUUCAAAAUGUUUGUUCUACUUGACUCGUCAUUUGGUAAACUGUUUCUAUUUGCAGUAUACUUCAGCGAUAAAUGAACUUCCUUUGUUAAGCACAUCACCUCAUUGUUUUCCAGAUGUCAUUUCAAGUGAGAGUUUCUGCAUCAUUCUUAUUUCUCUAUCAUUCUGUCUCCAUUCUAUAGCUAUAGCUUGCUGUGAUUCUGCCACUUGUGUAGUGAAUUGAUACAAAUUUGGCAGCAGCAAAAUCUAUAGCAAACCAGGAAUUGGCCAGCCCUAAGACAGGCUGACAUGUACUACUGACAUACUUCUUCACCCAACACCCAUCAGGCAAUUUGCUAGUUAGCUGGACUGUAUUUAGGAGAAUUCAUGUGGACUGGACAGAGGAAGGCGGUCAUUCCUGAGCAUGGUAUGGACCAUGGUGAAUGAGUUGGAUACAUGGAUUAAGAACCUACUAGUAUAAGAAAAUAUAGGGGAGUUCACAUCCCAUCACCAAUUGCCUCGUUGCCUCCAUCUCCUGCCAUCUCCACUUCCAUAAUGAGGAAGUUACAUCACUACAGGAAGAGCCAUUUAGCCAUCUGUGAAGUGGCCCACAGCCAAAACACAGGAGGGUUCUGCUUAGGUUAUCUAUUUCUUCUCCACUGUUUGAAGAAGUCAUAUCUCUGUUACAUUGACAAGACUUUGAUUUCAUCAUCCUGAACAGGUUUUUCGUAAUGCUUACAAGUAUGAUUUCAGCUCCUACUUUUGAAUCUAGAAGGCUAAUUCAUUUAAAUUGAUAACAUAAGGGGGGGUUAGCAUAAUGGUUAAGGUUUUUACCUUGCAGACAAAAGGUGCAGGUUUGAUUCUCACAUAGCAUAAUUUGCUAGGCUUAAAAUGGCCCACAAGAGCAGUUAGCCUAGUGCUAAUCUAUGAACCUAUCUAUUACAUGGACAUUCAUAUUCCCACAUAGGUUCAUAGUUCAUAUGUGAUUUCUAGGCUAAUGACUCCAAAGGUCUUUUUAAGCCUAGACAUGCAUCCUGAGGGUAAGAAUCAAAUUCUGUGCCUUGUGUCUGUAAGGUAAACGCAAUAAUCAUUUUGCCCAUCCCAUCCUUAAAUGCUUGGCUCACAAAUGAUGCCUCUACUUUUAAAGGGUUUCCCUUUUAGUUUCAUAUAUUAUAAUUUUACUUAUUUUCUGGGCUAUAUAGUUUUACAUUUUACGUUCCACUGUUGCUGAUCUUUAGCACAAAGGUAUAGCAUGUUCUGCUUCUUUUAAAUACUGACUCACAGCAGUCUUGUCUAAAACACAUCUAGUCUAGAGACUGAACUUUGGCAUUCUGAGCUUCUUGCAGCUGGAUUGUGUUUAAAUUCAGAAGAAUGUAAUGAAUUUCCCAUAAUGUGUAGGCUAUUGCCUGGGUAGCUGGUUAUGUGGGCCUUGUGGCUCAACAGCAGAAAGCUGAUGUGAGUUACACAAGCAUAACCCAGGCAUAAAGUGACACUGUGGCAUCACUAUGUCGGAGCAUCUGAUCAGCUUCCAUUGCUUUCAUGGUACAUUGUCAUUGGAGCAAGCCUAGGUCAUCUUAACUUUUCUUUAAAUGAUCUUAUUUCUUCAAGAUUUCUAAGCCUUUCAUUACACCUGACACCUGAGAGAGUGUAAUUGGUGUAGACAAUAUGGCACUGAAUAACAGAUAUGUGUGCAUGUGUCUGUCUGUGUCUUUGUUUGUCCAUAUGUGUGUUAAAUGACAUAUCAGUCCUGUCACUAGAAACUGUCUGAUUAAAUCCUAAACUUGGAGCCAUUUCUUUGCUUAGUUUGUCACAGAGUAUGUGUCAGGUGUCACUGUUUAUUUAUAGAUUUCUGAACAGCAGUUUGGCACAAAGGUUUAAGACUACAUGCUGAUAGAUCUACCCACUCUCUAGUCCCAGGUUUGAGUCUCAUGGUCUUCAUUUACCCACUGGUAUUGUCUUUACCUUUCUGUGUCUCAUUACUAGUGCAAACUGCAUUCCCACAAAGCUAAAACAAUUAUGUGUUGAUUGUGCUGAACAUUUCAUCACACUGCUAUUAUGGUUGUACUGUAGGAUUUGUUCGCCAAACAUGGGAUGCACUUCCAGGAUAUAACUGUGAAGAGUAAAUUUAUUGAAGUAUAUUAUUUUUUACCUUAGAUUAGCUGCCACUUUUACCACUGCUAUGCUUUGAUUAAGUGUUUUAUGUCUGUCAAACCAGAAAAUUAUUUACUUAUGUUUCUGUAGUCUGGGCUAUACUAACCUUUAAAAAAAUCACAAUGCCUCAUGUUCUUAUGAAAGGAUAUUUAAUGACUGAAGUAAGGUGGUAUAUUCUGAAAGAAAAUCACCUGGUUGCCUGCUGUUUGCCUCCAGAUUCGCUGCAGUAGAAAACACAAUACUAUUUUUGAUUGGGUGAAAAGGUAAUACUAUACAUGUUCUGAAAUUCUUGGCCAUAUGUGUUUUGCGGUGGACCGAUAUCUUGAUACAUGAAAAACAAAAAAAAAGGAAAUAUUGCAUUACAAUUCAAAAAUUACUGUAUGUCACUCAUUGUAUAAUAUUUAUGUUUAUAUACAUUCUAGUAUCUAGAAUUUGGCCAGGUUUUAAAAGGAAUAACUGAUUCAUUUUUGAUUUCCUGCAUUCUGUUUUUUUUAUGGCACACUUAGUUAAACAUGACAGUGAGCCUAGUUUAAGUCUUAGAUACUGUCAUUUCUUGUCUGUUCCAUCAAUGUUUGUUUUUUUGCUAAGGCAUACAGUCCAAAGUUUAGACUGAUAACUUUGUGUACUUACUCAGCACUUUAGGAGAUGUCUAGAACACAUAGAAGUAAAGGAAAGAGACAGAUUUAUUUUUAAUUUAUUUAUUUAUGAAGUUAUAUCUUCUUUAAAAAAAAGAAUACGAAACAAAGUUUUGUAUAGGCACAAGAAAGGCAAGAUGUCUGACACUAUACAUAUAUUUGUAAUGCAGACGGACUUUUAAUAAUAAUUUUACCGCAUUUUAUGUGGAGAACAUGUAGGAAUGUACUAAAGUCUGUUGAAAACUCUCUGAUUGUGACAAGUUGUCUUAUGUGAAACACUGCCUCUUUAACUGUAAAAACAUAAAUCUCUGUAGACAACGUUUGUGUAUUCACCAGAGAAAAUUUAACUUUCAUAAUUUUUCCAAGUAAUCCCUGCCACUUGUGCCAAGUAUUAUAAAGCUCUGUAAUAACCUGGAUAACAUUAUUUGUUAAUAUUUACAACAGUGAGACUACCAGAGUAUGAAACAUAUUGCCAUAUAUUUACUGGGCACUGUAUCCUACAUUAUUUUGUUAGUUUCAUAUACACUGUAUCUUUGUUUUUAUUUAUUGAAAUGUUUUCCUUGGGAAUGGUGUUGUAUUUAUAUGCUUACUGUGUAUAAAUGAUAAUUCUGUAAAUGUGUAAAAAGUCUGAGUCAUUUACUGGUAUAAUCAAUCAAAAUGAGCUAAACACAACUGAAAUUCUUUUGCAUAUAUCAAUGAUUAUGGGUAUGGGAUAAAAAGAGUCCAAAUUAAAGCUAUGACUCUUAUCAUGUAUUAUUAAGUUUUCAAAACUGACUAAAGAUAACGUUUUUUAAAAAAAUGUGAUCGGUAUAAUUUUGAUUAGCAUACUUUGGAAGACUGGUUAUGUAGACUACAACAUUUUUUCAUCUCCUCCAUCUUUUCCAGUCACUGCUGUAUGUAGAUGAGGAAUAAUGCACAACAAAGAGUCAGACUCAUGUCGAGGAACGAGACACAGGUGGUAGCAGUGGUAGUAGUAACCAAACCCCAGACAUGUUGUAGAAAUAUACCGAGUUGUAGAUGUGUAUUUGUCUUAUUAAUGACAUCAUAUUGUAGUGCUCCAGGAGUAUUUAUCAUUGGAAAUGAAGAAAAGAAUGUAAGCGAGGCUUUUUAUAAAUUCUGCUGUAAAAACACAAGUUAAAGAUUUCAUAAUUUAGAUGCAACAUAGUAGGAAUAACAACUUGGAGUGGAAGAAGUGUGCUGUUCAUAAUUUGAGUAUCUCAAUAUACUGAAUAAAUAUUUCAGAAUAAUAAAUUUAGUGUUCAACCUUUUGAAAGAUUUCUUAUAUUCUGUUCAAAUAGAAAUAACUCAAAUGAAAAAAUAGUCUUAGAAAGAAUUUUCUGAACUUUAUCACUUGACUAUGUUGCAAAUGGUCAGACGUUACAAGAAAUAAGUAUAAUUUGAAACAAACUGUAUUUCCCUAUAUUUUUCUUUAGAGGGCAGAUUUCCUGUGGUGCCCUGUGCAAGGGGUCUGCACCCUAUAUUUUAAUUUAAUCAUAUGGUAAGUUACAGUGCUUCAGGGUAAUGAACAUUCUCUACUUUAACUGACAUAUCAUUAUUUAAUCCCAAAAUGCCUAAAAUAUUACAAGGUGAAUGCACAAAACACAGCACUUCUAAUAUUACAAAAGACAAUUUGUUUUGUGGGAGUGUGCAAGACCCUGUACCCCUUGAUGUGGAGGUGUGUGUGUGUGUGUGUGUGUGUGUGUGUGUGUGUGUGUG
Molecule: messenger RNA, 8101 nt
Organism: Protopterus annectens (West African lungfish)
Lineage: Eukaryota; Metazoa; Chordata; Ceratodontiformes; Protopteridae
Gene: RAP1GAP
Product: RAP1 GTPase activating protein
Exons: 24
Coding region: 225-2258 (677 amino acids)
Biological process (GO): regulation of small GTPase mediated signal transduction; activation of GTPase activity
Cellular component (GO): cytoplasm
Molecular function (GO): GTPase activator activity
Source: RefSeq, a predicted model, not a curated record